UUUUAUAACAUUCUAAAUCAACCCCCAAGAAUACUUGUUUCACUCGGAAGAGAUAUCUAUAUCUUUAGCUUUUUUUUGAUGGCUCAACUAUUGCAACAAUUAGCCAUACUUCAUCACUAGUCACGUGUUAUGACUGAAUAGAAUUGGAACCACACUAGCAACGCGACCCAGCCUCUGAUUGCUGCAAAUGGCAAUGCGUUAUCGAAACAGCCAACCGCUGUCCAUACAUAACAUUCACGGAAGGACUAUUUGACUGCCCAUAUAUCAGCUCCUACUACAACUGGACUCUGAAGUAGGAAUACGGAAAAAGGAAGGCGUGCACUUACCAAUUGAUUUGUGAUGUACGGAGGUGGCUCUUGUUCAAAGGGAUAUGUGAGAAAAGACCCCGACUAUAUCUUCAUCAACAACUCUUCAUCACGACCCCAACAUGACUAGUCAAGAUUUACCGUCACGUCAAAAGAGUCAACGACUCAUCAACAGGAUCAAGAGCAGCCAGCAACACCAGCAGUUCCAGCAGUACAAACAACGGGCGAAGAACAUCAAUAAUGUAAAUGAGCUAUUACCGGGGUUGAAUGAUAUAAGUGAUGCUAUUGAAGCAUUACCAAUGGAUUUGAUUAAGUAUUUUACUUUACUAAAGGAAAUCGAUGCCAAAUGCAUCAACACGGUUCCGGUGAUUAAUCAUCAAAUCAAGAGUUAUAUUGAAAAUUUACAUCCCAAACCAAUUAACUCAUUAGAAGAAAAUCAAGAAACAAACCAGGAAGAAUUUACACCAAUGAAUAAUUCUAAUAAAUUUAAAAGAUUAACCAAUAUUAGAAACAAAAUACACGAAGUGAUACCAUGUUUAGAAGAGAAAAUGCAUGUUACAUCAGUAGCCACUGAUUUAUUACAUAAACAUUUAUAUCGAAUUAAUAACGAUUAUAAAUUAAUCAUCAAUAAUAAUGAGAUUCCCGAAUCCAUUCGAAUUGGACCUUUGAAUCAUCCUGCGAUGAUUAUGGAUUCUUCUAAUACCUUAGAUCAUUCAAAUCCAAAUCGUUCAGCACAAUCUCAAAGAAGUGAAAGUAGAAGAGAAGCAUUGGCUGCAAGAAAACAAAAUAAAGAUGAUGAUGAAGAAUUCUUAGAUAAACUGUCGAAAAAAAUCAAAAACAAAGAAUCAACUCCCGAAGUUAAAGGUAAGAAAAGAACAAGAAAAGAAUUACCUAUCCAAUCGGUACAAGAAGGCCUAGCCAUAGCGCAUGCGCACUCCGAACCUCCUGCUAAAAAGAGGGCUACAUCUAAGCCUAAAAGAGAAAUCGAUCCUGAACAACCUACAAAACCAGCAGGUCCAAUUCCAACCAACACUGGCGGUAAUGGGGAACCCACCUAUUGUUACUGUAACCAGGUUUCUUUUGGAGAAAUGGUUGGAUGUGAUGGAGAUGAUUGUAAGCGAGAAUGGUUUCACUUACCUUGUAUUGGGUUUAAAAAUCCCCCCAAGGGUAAAUGGUACUGCGACGACUGUUUAAACAAAUCAAGAAAAGUUAAGAAGUUUUAA
This is a messenger RNA of Hyphopichia burtonii NRRL Y-1933, 1528 nucleotides long. RefSeq names its product Pho23p (gene PHO23). Gene Ontology annotation, cellular component: Rpd3L complex; Rpd3L-Expanded complex; nucleus. Gene Ontology annotation, biological process: regulation of DNA-templated transcription. NCBI's taxonomy places the organism in Eukaryota, Fungi, Ascomycota, Pichiomycetes, Serinales, Debaryomycetaceae. The record is from RefSeq and is a predicted model, not a curated record. The transcript has 2 exons. The coding region runs from base 428 to 1528 and encodes 366 amino acids.